CGAUAUUUAGACAGCCCGUACGUACAUCAGUCAGGCAGCCAUACAAGAGAGACCCGAGGCGCAGCCUCGCAACGCAACCAAGAAACCAAGGGGAAACCAAGGGGUGGAGUAGAGCGGCUCCAAGACCAACAACACCAGGCAAGUUUCCCAAGUAGUAUAAAACCUACAGCCUCUCUUGUCUUUUGUCAUUCCAAGAUCGAGACUUGAGAGCGGUCAGGCCAGCUUCUCGCGACAAGGUUUUGCAUACGUCUUUCCGUGAGAGAGAUUGCUUGGUGGCGUCGCUGUAGGCUUUACAUAAGUCACAGAGGGAGGCGGAAGAGGAAGAGGAGAGGGCGAGAAAAAGUGAUUGAAAUUAAGGAUCAAGCUGAAGCAGCGAGUUCCCUUGCUCCAGCGAUGGGCGGGGGCAAGAAGGAAGCUGUGAGGCAGUACGUCAGAUCCAAGGUGCCCAGGAUGAAAUGGACCGCCGAGCUCCAUGGCCGCUUCCUGAAGGCCAUCGAGUGGCUCGGUGGACAAGACUAUGCUACCCCUAAGCUGGUUCUUCAGCUCAUGGGUGUGAAUGGGCUUACCAUCUCUCACGUCAAGAGCCAUCUCCAGAUGCUUAGACUUACUUGCGCGAGGACCGGCACGGGAAUGAAAGAGAUCCAACCACAGCUGCAAAGGAAGCACUCAUGUGGUGCUGAUGAGAAAGGCCCCAAGGCGUUCAUGUGCCCCCCUCUGGAAAGGACCAGGACGGGGACAGAAGCCACAUCCAAAGGCAUGCAAGGAAGCCAGGGAAUCAGUGAGAUGAGGACUCCUGGCACCCAGUACUGCAUUGAUGAUUACAUGCCUGCCUUGGCCAUGGAGAGGAGAAUAAAGGAGGAGGGCCUCAGGUGGCAGAGGGACACUGCGACGGCUGCUUCCAGCCUCCAAACCGUGGGAUGUUUGGAGCAAGGAUCUGGCGACUUUAAGAUAAUCAAACCAGAAGCACGUCAUCCUGGUCCUCCUGUGGUGACGAAGCAAGGCCACAAGGCGAACAAUGUCAACGGGUGCUUCCUCUUCAGCAGUGCAGCGUCGACGGACGAUCAGGACGGAACUCCGGAGCAAUGCUCGCUGUCACUGUCCCUUGGCCAGUACCCGAAAUGCUUCCGCUCCGUCUCUUCGUCGCCGAGCGAAGGCAGCUGCAUCAUCUCAUCAUCGCCGAGGAGCUCCGGCGACUGCUACGGCCACUCUGCCUGUUCCAAUGCUCCGGGCGUUAACUUGGAACUCUCCUUGUCUAUCUGUGGAUCUUAGAUCAAAUUUUGUAGUACAUCGAUCAGCCACUCGUUUGGUGAAUGCUGAUCUCCCUGCACCUUGUGGAUACCCCUGGAAUAAUGUUAGUAAGUUAGCUGAUGGCUCAUGCUGUUAGGUUAGGGCCGUAUGAAGUGCAGUGAUCUUAGGAUUGACAUGUUUACGUACGUGUACAAGUGGCAAAUUUAUGUGGCUCCUUUCAAAGCAUCACGGCCCUACUGCUGCUUUCAAGCUUCUGCACCAAAGAACAGGAAAAAGGCGAGAUUCUUGCCUCAACUAUC
Brachypodium distachyon (stiff brome) is the source of this 1547-nucleotide messenger RNA. RefSeq lists its product as uncharacterized. Bases 394 to 1269 code for a protein of 291 amino acids. The record is from RefSeq and is a predicted model, not a curated record. The transcript has 6 exons. Lineage: Eukaryota; Viridiplantae; Streptophyta; Magnoliopsida; Poales; Poaceae. Gene Ontology annotation, molecular function: DNA-binding transcription factor activity; DNA binding.